Molecule: messenger RNA, 1032 nt
Organism: Limulus polyphemus (Atlantic horseshoe crab)
Lineage: Eukaryota; Metazoa; Arthropoda; Merostomata; Xiphosura; Limulidae
Product: leucine-rich repeat-containing G-protein coupled receptor 6-like
Exons: 3
Coding region: 157-891 (244 amino acids)
Molecular function (GO): protein binding
Source: RefSeq, a predicted model, not a curated record
AACAAUGCAUAUUGUAAGUGAUAAUAAAGCUAGAACCUGACAAGGCGACCACAGCGAACCAUCAAAGUUAAGUUACAUCGUGGUUGAUGGUUUGUAUAGAAGGCGUGUAGGUUUAAGGAGAAGCACUACAUCUUUUGUUUGGUUCAGAAUAAAGUAAUGGGAGGUUUGCAGCUUACGUGUUUCUGCGCUAGUCUGGUUCUGACAGUAGCAAGUAUUCUUCCUCCAAACUGUCCUGAUAAAGAAGAUCUAAAACCCUGUACUUGCGACUAUGAAGGUAUUAACUGUUUCCACGUGGUCGAUUCUAACGACUUGAAGAGGGCGAUGCAAACAAAUCCCUCUGAUCCUCGACUCCGAUCAUUCUGGCUGACGGGAACAGAGCUUACUGAAAUAAAGGCUUACACUUUUCAGAAGUAUUCCAUCGUACAAAUGUUUUUGGACUUUAAUCGUCUGAAUAAGCUGGAGGAUAACGCGUUUGUAGGUGGUUCAGAAUCCACCUUAGUCUACCUAGGACUCUCUAACAAUGAAUUUACAAGUUAUCCAAUGAACGCUUUGAGAAUACUGAAAGCACUAAUAUCCGUAAACUUUGAAAAUAACAAAAUCACCAAAGUACCAAAUUUUGCCUUUAAAUCUUCAAAAGACUUGGUUGAAGUUAAUUUAGCCAAUAAUGUCAUCAGUCAUGUUGGGAAAAUGGCCUUUGUUAAUCUACGAAAACUACGUAAAGUGGAUCUAUCCAAUAAUCAACUGGUGUCAGUUGGUAUUUUAAUUUUCCCCAACACCAACAUAGUUUACUACAAGGAUUCCCGAGAUGCUGCCGAACCUGACGCGAGCAACACGGAAGUUGUCAUCGAGCUUCAAGGAAAUCCAAUUGGCAUCGAAUCAAGUCCACAAUGAUGAAAGAGUGUUAUUAACAAGAACUCUCUGUAAGGAAGAGCCGAGAUGACCCAUAUCUCGAUCUUUCUGAAAUAAUUAUUCUAAGUAUCCUUAUAAAAUGUUUCUAAAAUGGAUAAUAAUAAAACUAUUUUAUACAAUCAA